Messenger RNA from Teleopsis dalmanni, 1545 nucleotides. Its product is annotated as chitinase-3-like protein 1. Gene Ontology annotation, biological process: carbohydrate metabolic process; chitin catabolic process. The transcript has 4 exons. The record is from RefSeq and is a predicted model, not a curated record. Lineage: Eukaryota; Metazoa; Arthropoda; Insecta; Diptera; Diopsidae. Gene Ontology annotation, molecular function: chitin binding; chitinase activity. Gene Ontology annotation, cellular component: extracellular region. The coding region runs from base 48 to 1517 and encodes 489 amino acids.
UUUUAAAAUUUUGUUAUUAAAUUAAAAGUUUUUUCUUAUAUAAUAAAAUGCUUUUAAAAAUUUAUAUAAUAACUGUGCUAUAUAUGCUGCUACAUCAAAGUGAAGUCGACUGCAAGAUAAAUAAACAUGUUAUAUGCUACCACGGAACAUGGUCCACAUAUCGAUCUUCAUACGGUAAAUUCGACGUCUCUAAUAUUGAUCCAUUUUUAUGUACUCAUUUAAUGUAUGCCUUCUUUGGCAUCGAAGAGAGUGGAGACUUGCGUAUAAUUGAUCCUUACUUAGAUUUAGAGGACAAUUACGGUCGUGGUAAUAUAAAAAAAUUUAAUGCUUUGAAAUUGAAAAAUCCAACACUUAAAACUUUGGCUGCUGUUGGUGGUUGGAAUGAGGGUUCGAAAAAUUUUUCAAUUGUAGCUGGAGAUGCCAACAAACGUGCACGUUUUGUUAAAUCAGUUGUAAGUUUUUUGCAAAGGCAUGGUUUUGAUGGAUUAGAUCUAGAUUGGGAAUAUCCACUUCAGAGACAUAAUCUUACCACACAAGAUGAUCGUAAUAAUUACAUAACGCUGUUAAGAGAACUUAAAGAGGGUUUGGAUCCGUUCAAUUACUUACUGACAGCAGCAGUAGGCUCAGCGGAAUUUUCUGCAUCCCUUUCAUACAAUAUACCAGAGGUAUCGAAAUAUUUGGAUAUUAUCAGCGUUAUGGCUUACGAUUUGCAUGGUCCUUGGGAUGAUGUUAUAGGAAUUAACGCUCCACUUUAUGGUGGUAAUAGUGAUAAAACUAAACGGGAGAAGCAGUUGAAUGUCGAUGCAAUAAUUAAAUAUUGGCUAAGCAAAGGUGCACCGAGCGAUAAACUUGUUUUGGGAAUACCAUUUUAUGGACGUUCAUUUACUUUAGAGAAUGCUGAAAAACAUACACCUGGUUCUCCUCAUCUUGGGCGUGGUAUAGCUGGACAAUACUCCGUAGAACCAGGCGUAAUAGGCUAUAAUGAAUUAUGUGAAAAAAUGCAAAGUGAAAGAUGGCAUGAAGAAUGGGAAUCCGAACAAAUGGUGCCAUAUGCUUAUCAAGGCAGACAAUGGGUUGGUUAUGAAAACUUAAAUAGCAUUAAACUGAAAGCAGAUUAUGUUAUGGAAAAGAAUUUAGCUGGCAUUAUGAUAUGGUCAAUUGAAUCAGAUGAUUUUCGUGGACAGUGUGGAGAGGAAAAAUUCCCUUUGCUUAAACAAGUCAAUAAAAUAUUGUUUGGUCUUACCGCUACAGGAAUGACUGAGGCAACAAGUAAAAUUCAAAACUUGUCAACAACAGAUGCCAAUAAAGAUAACAAAGGUAUUUCUGGAACUGAUGGUUCUUCAACAUUUAUUUUCAAAUGUGAAGGACAAAAUGGUUAUGUACGCAGUCAAUACGACUGUUCCAAAUUUUAUUACUGCGAUCCAAAUGACAAUAGUUUUUCAUUUGAAUGUCCACAUGGCCUUUAUUUCGAUUUAGAGUCGAUUAGUUGUAAUUAUGCGGAUCAAGUUAAAUGCUGAAAUAAAAUAAACUUAAAUUUAGUUAAGU